Molecule: messenger RNA, 1210 nt
Organism: Prorocentrum cordatum
Lineage: Eukaryota; Dinophyceae; Prorocentrales; Prorocentraceae
Source: the annotation of a GenBank genome assembly
CAAGCCACAGGCGUGUGCCCGCGCGCGCGCGCCCGUGGGCGUCGGCCGACCCCCCAGCGGGCCGAUGCCCGCGCCCGUCGGGCGCGCCGCCGCAGCCUGGGCUUCGGGGGGCCAGCCUGCCUGCUGCCCAUGCCGCCGGGGCAGGGGCGACGGCGGGGCCCGCCGCUGGGCGCAGCAGCUGCACCAGGCCGCCGCAGUCGCCCGCGCGCUGCUCGCCGCCGGGCUGCUGAUGGCGGCCAUGGCGGCGGCAGAGGGGACGCCAGGGUCUCCCAGGGCGGUUCGCCGCGUCGUGGCGUUUGGCGUCGCAUCGCCGCGGAUGCCCGCGGCAGAGGCCAGACAGGUCCUCGGCGUGAAGUCUGGGGCCACGCGCGACGAGGUGAAGAAGGCUUACCGCCUCAAGAUCGCCCAGGUGCAUCCAGACAAGACGAGGGACGGCGGCCAGAUGCUGCUGCGGGUGCAGCAGGCCAUGGCUGCGCUGGAGGAGCCGUCGGCGCUGGAGCAGUCGCCGGACUUGGAUCAGGGCUCGCGGGCCACAGCCGCACGCGCCCAGUCGGCCGACCAGGACGGGAGCACAAUCGACCUCAAGUUCAGGAAGAGCCUCGUCGACUGGGCCUCCAGCUCACUGCAGAGAGUCAGGUGGUCGACGGAGUGCCCGAGCUUGGCGGCCUUCCUGGAGAAGCCCAACGCGAAGGCCCUCGCGGUAGGCGAGCGCACGGGGGCACAGCGCUCGCAGCCCUGGGCCGCCGUCUGGGGCAAGGACUCCCAGGCCGAGGCCAACGGCGAGGCCCUGCGGGUCUGCCGGGAGCGCGGCGGCGCGAGGUGCCGCCUCGUCGACCUGGGUGCCGCCGCGCGGCAGAGGGGCCACCGGCCGACGCAGGCGGGCCAUGAGGAGGUUCCGGGCUUCGGUUGGAUGCCGCUGAUCGACCCGAAGAAGGAGAGGCUGGUCGGAUACAAGGUCGUCAGCGUCGGCGAGGGCUCUGACGCCGAGGCGCGCGUGCGGGUGCCAGUGUUCCGGCUGAGGGCCGGCAGCGGGCCGUAUUACUACACGCCCGCGAGGCCGAAGCAGCGGGUCCACCUGGCCGGCGGCAGGACGUAGUCGAGCGGCCCCUCGGACGGGCGCCCUGACCACGCGCCUCGCUUCUGCCAGAAGGCCCGCAACCGAGGCCUGGACCACCCGUGGGAGUAGUCCCAGAGGCACCGAGGAGGGAGG